CUCCUUCCCUUAGCCCCACCUCCUCGCCGCCCUGGACUUCCCUAUGACGUCACCGGCGGCGGCAGGCCCCGCCCCCGGUCCCCGGGCGGCCGGCUGCAUGACGUCACCAAGGUCCCACCCCUCCUGAGUGAGUUCGGUCCUCGCGUUCAUUUCAUUCCUCUUCUCAUUCCGAACAUUCUUAGCAUCGCUCGCGCCGCGCCGCCCGAGCCCAAACAGCCGCCGCGGCCGCCGCCGGCUCGCGGGCACCGCUAAGCACUUUUUCAGACUUGAUUAAAUCCUGCGGGCAGCUCCGGGCAGCUGGGCCCGGGCAGCCUCUCAUGCAGUGAAACCCACAAAAAAUAGCCGGCAGGAAAAGACCCCGGCCGCGCAGCCCCGGGGAGGCGGGGGAGCAGGGGAGCGGGAGCCGGGGAGCAGAGCGGAGCGGAGCCGGGCUGGGGCCGGGGUUGGCACAGAGGGGCGGCCGGGCCAGCCACGAGAGGUGGAGAGGUGGGGGCGUCCGGGGCCGGGGGCUGGGGCCGGGCCGGACCGGGCCAGGCCAGGGGGGUGGGAGAGACACCGGAGAGUGAGAGCAGCGCCGGGCGCGCGCGGCCAAGAAGUUUGCAAUUGAAUUGCAAGAAGCUGGAGGUGUUUUUGCAAAGGUGGAGUGGAAGAACUGCUGCUGCUGCCGCCGCCGCCGCCGCUGCUUAAUUGCACAUUCAAGUGGAAAAUUUUCGGGAGUCAGCAGAAACAUUGUGUCCCAAAAAGACUAAGUCGCAGUUACCACCAAACCCAGGAGGAGAUUCUCCCUGGAAAACUUCCCUUCGGUUUCUUUUCUUUAAAAGACUCCAAGCUUUGGCUUGGAGACCCCAACCGUCACCAUUGAGCCCAGCAGCUGGAGCGGCAGCGAAAGUCCUGCCGAAAACAUUGAGAGAAUGAGUGACUCUGCAGAUAAGCCCAUUGACAAUGAUGCCGAGGGAGUCUGGAGCCCAGAUAUUGAGCAGAGCUUUCAGGAGGCCCUGGCCAUUUAUCCACCUUGUGGGAGGAGAAAAAUCAUCCUAUCAGAUGAAGGCAAAAUGUAUGGUAGGAAUGAACUAAUAGCAAGAUACAUCAAACUCAGAACAGGGAAGACGCGGACCAGGAAACAGGUGUCUAGUCAUAUACAGGUCUUAGCAAGAAAGAAAGUUCGGGAAAUUCAAGCCGCCAUUAAGGUGUCUAGUCACAUUCAGGUUCUUGCCAGAAGGAAAUCUCGUGAUUUUCAUUCCAAGCUGAAGGAUCAGACAGCGAAGGAUAAAGCCCUGCAGCACAUGGCAGCCAUGUCAUCAGCCCAGAUAGUUUCAGCAACGGCCAUUCACAACAAACUGGGACUGCCGGGAAUCCCACGCCCCACGUUUCCUGGCGCACCAGGGUUCUGGCCAGGAAUGAUACAGACAGGUCAGCCGGGAUCUUCACAAGAUGUGAAGCCUUUUGUUCAGCAGGCUUAUCCCAUCCAGCCCACAGUCACUGCCCCCAUUCCAGGGUUCGAGCCUACAUCCGCACCAGCACCCUCAGUACCUGCUUGGCAGGGCCGUUCCAUUGGAACAACCAAACUUCGACUGGUGGAGUUCUCAGCUUUUCUUGAACAGCAGCGAGAUCCUGACUCGUACAACAAACAUCUCUUCGUGCACAUUGGCCAUGCCAACCAUUCUUACAGUGACCCAUUGCUUGAGUCGGUGGACAUUCGUCAGAUUUAUGACAAAUUUCCUGAGAAGAAAGGUGGUUUAAAGGAAUUGUUUGGAAAGGGUCCUCAGAAUGCCUUCUUCCUUGUAAAGUUCUGGGCGGAUUUAAACUGCAACAUUCAAGAUGACACAGGGGCUUUCUAUGGGGUAACCAGUCAGUAUGAGAGUUCAGAGAACAUGACCAUCACCUGUUCUACCAAAGUCUGUUCAUUCGGGAAGCAAGUAGUGGAGAAGGUAGAGACGGAAUACGCGAGGUUUGAGAAUGGCCGAUUUGUGUAUAGAAUAAACCGCUCUCCAAUGUGUGAAUAUAUGAUCAACUUCAUCCACAAGCUCAAGCAUUUACCAGAGAAGUAUAUGAUGAACAGUGUGUUGGAAAACUUUACAAUUUUGUUGGUGGUAACGAACAGGGAUACACAAGAAACCCUCCUCUGCAUGGCCUGUGUAUUUGAAGUGUCAAAUAGUGAGCAUGGAGCACAGCAUCAUAUUUACAGGCUUGUAAAGGACUGAGCACGGUUAUUUAUAUAUACAUAUACACACACAUACACACACACGUCAUCAUGAAACUACAGACUGUAAACCUCAGUACUAAGUGGCCGGGCCCCUGGCCCAGGGAAGCCCCCACGGUUUUCUAAAUCCUGUCAGAGUCAUUUUUCAUGUGUUCAUAUAUCAUUGUAGCUGUGAAAUUCUGGUACAGUUGUUAAAAAAAAAAUUCUUUCUAAAAUGAUGUGUUCUUCAGAUUUGUAACCCACAGUUCUUUGGGAAAGAUGACACUUAAAAAGCUGAGGUCUCUGUCUGGGAGACUUGUUUUUAAUUGUGGUAAAAAAUGUAAGACAGAAGCAUUUGCCAUGGGAAAUUUACAGCAUUUAUACAAAUGUAUUUAGUUUUUUUUUUUCCAACAUAAAAUACUUGUUUUAAGAUGCAAGUAAAAUUAAAAGUGAAACUUUAAGUAUAAAUGUAAAGAGUACACAAAGUGAAGAAACUUUAGAAUAUCUUUGUAACUAAUUAGGGUGAAACGAAUGUAAUUCACUAAAUUAUUUUUUAAACGAAACCUUUUUUUUUCCUUUUUGAAACCAAAUGUUACAAUGUAGCCUUAAGAAAUGCUUGGUAGGAAGACCCUAAUGAGGCAAAAUUGUAUUUUUUUCCUCACCAUUUAAAACUAAUUCUCUAAUCCAUUAAACAUCUGAACAGGUAUUGCAAAGAAAGAAAAUGUCAUCCCUUAUACAUAACAUAUAGAGUGUAUUUAAAAAUAUAAAAAUUGUAUUGUACUAAUAUGAAGAUUUGAUUAUUUAAUGAAAAAGAUGGCUUGUUUUGCAAUAAGUAGGUAAAUACUGAAAUUUUAAACUUACAUUGUAGUUGUGUGUGCAGUUAUAUUUUAUAUGGACAACUAAAUUUUCUAUUAAUUUGAGUUGAAUUUGAAACACUGAAAUUAUUAGUAACAAAAUAAGAGUUUUUUAAAAAAAAAUUGGCAUGAAUACUGCACUGUUAGCUGCAAGGUAGAGAGAGGACUGUGGUGGGAAAAAGAUUUCAUAGACCAAAUUCCAAAAGGCUCAUCUGCUUUAGUAUCGCUGCCACCCAGAACAUCACAGACCCACCUGAGCUUUUUUAACAGAUCCACAUUCAUUUGAAUAUCUAAAGUCCUUGAAUGGACAAGCAAGAGGCGUUUUCUGAACAUCUCUUCAAGCUCUUCAAUUCUGUGUGUUGACUAACUCCCUCAAGGUUUGGGCAUGCCAUUUGUCACUAACUUGGGUGUAUUUGUUCAUGCUCAUUCUUUUGAAACAAGCUUAUUUGAGGGUUCUUUAUUUCCCUCUUCAAAUGCUCAGAUACAUUCAGCAGUUAGAGUUGGUAGGGAGAGUGAGGACUUCACUUGGAUUCUUUCUAUUCUGAUACUAUAUAUUUCAUUAAAAGACCCAGAUUAUAAAGCAUGGUGCUCCUUCCUUCCAUCCUCCCACUUCCUUUUUUUCCUCCUUUCUUCCUUUUCUUUCCUCUCUCCCUUCCUUCCUUUAGUCCCUUCCUUUCAUUUUUUUCUCUUCCUCCAUUCCUUCCAUCUUCUCUUCCAUCAUUCUUUCUUUGUUUCUUGCUUCCUUCCUUCCCUCUUCCUCCCCCUCCUUCCAUCCUUUUUUACUUUCUCUAUUCAUCUCUCCUUCCAUUCCCUCCUUCCUUCCUUCCCUCCCUUUCUCCCUUCCUCACUCCCUCCUUCUCUGUCUCUCUUCCCUCUCCUUCCUUUUCCUCUGUCUCUCCUUUCCUUUCUUCUUUCUUCCUCUCUUCCUUCCUUCUCUCCCUCCCUUCCUUUCUCACUCCCUCCAUUCCUUCCUUUUUUUCUUUCCUUGUUUUUUCUUCCUUCCAUGUUUACUGAAUGCCAGUUUUCCACCACUUAUUGUCACCCAAAUAAAACUGCUUCACAGCUACAGGAUACAAUCUCUUACCCAAACCUGCCAUAAGAGACAGAUUGAGAGGUAGAAGAGACCUUAGUCAUCUUCUGCCCCAAAUCUUUCCUUUUACAAAUGAAGAACCUGAGACCCAGAAAGACUAAAAGCCUGUCCUGACAUCAAUCAGCUAGUAUGUAGCAGAGUCAAGAUUUGAACUCAGGUCUCUUUUCCUAGCACAUCAUACAUUUCAUCAAAAUGUGUGCAUUUGGUCCCUGGGAAGACAAGAUGGAAUUUGGCAUAUAGUGCUGAACUGUGGGGGCUCCUGUGUGAACUGCAGUCCUUUACAGAGCUUGUAACUCAGUUUAGGCCAGAUCCAGAUGUUGUCCUUACUCCUAUUCCCAGGGCCCAUUUGGCCCAUUCACAGCUGCUCACAGGUGGCCAUUUAUUUUAAGGCUGUGUGUGUCUUUUUGGAUUACAUCUUCUUAGCCUGUGACUGAGUAGCUGCUCCCAAAAUAAAGUAUGUCACAAGUCUUUGUGCAACUUUAAGCUUUAAUAACUUGAAAGUGAAUCAAGACUUUUGGUAUCUUGCCCACCUUUUCCCAUGGUGGUCCCAUUGCCCUCUCAAGCAGUUAUGCCUGAAGGGAGCCAUAUGCGAUUUGUGUGGCCCACAAACAGGAAGGAUAUUUCAAUCUGUUUUUCAAAGCUUGUACACACAUAUACGCACCCACACACACAACCCCACUGAGAUUUAGAAAUUUCUCAUGUAGUGGUACUAAAUAGAGGGAAUUAAAAAAAAAAAAAAAAAAAAACUAACAAACAGCCAAACAAACCACUCCUUGGUAUCCCAAACCUCUCCUGCCAGAUUCAAAGCUCCCUAGUCACAGUUAUUUACAUGCAGUCAUCUCCUUCUCAACAUAAUUGUAUGAUAAAUUGCUUAGGUGGUUUUUGACAUGGAUUCCAUUUCUGUGGAAUCUUCUUCUGCCCUUAAACCUUUGUUUGGAGCUUUGCUCUUAUCAGUGAGUGGAUUUGGGAUUGCUUUUUGAUUAAAAACACUGAUAAUUCUUAUCCCAUUUAAAAUUUUGGGUGUUUCUUUCCCCUUAAUCCUUUAUUUUUCAAAAGCUAAAGCUUUCUCUCAUCCUGUACUUCUUAAUAGUAAGGCUUAGACCUUUUGGAUGUGCUGUGGCUCCUUUCAGUAGCAGCUUUUGUGUCUCUUCCAUCUCUUCCUAGCAAUCCAUCCUCCCCUAAAUCUGCUUGGAGGGAACUACAGAAUUUUAUCUGAGGCCCUCUUGCAAAUUCUCCUUGAUUGUCUCUUCCAAGUGCAGGGGUCCUCAAACUACAGCCCAUGGGCCAGAUGCAGCAGCUGAGGACGUUUAUCCCCCUCACCCAGGGUUAUGAAGUUUCUUUAUUUAAAGGCCCACAAGACAAAGUUUUUGUUUUUACUAUAGUCCGACCUUCCAACAGUCUGAGCGACAGUGAACUGGCCCCCUAUUUAAAAAGUUUAAGGACUCCUGCUCUACAAUAUUCUGGUUGUAGAACUAAAAACCUCCAGGAAUGAGACUCAAGUGAUAACUAGUUCUCCUAAAUUUUGGUCCUCUCUAUCUAUUUUCAGGGCCUUUCCAUGCCAAUUUUCACCAGGGAAUGUGGGGCCUCUCCUUCUGUUUUCUGAAGUGAAAUAUAAUGACAAAAGGGCACUAAGUUGGACAGUGUAACUCCAUUCCUCUUUGCUUUCCUGAAAGACCCAGAAUAAAAACCAGGGACUGCUUUGGAGAUUGUCUUAAACAGAAUGUCUAAUAAAGCUCUAAUAAAACUUUCUGGGCCAAUGUUUCCCAUCCCAUAUUAGACUGAUUGGUCUCAUGGGAAUAGUGAUGGGGACCUGGAAAGAAAGAAAUAGGAGUUUUAAGUCCCAGAAUGCAGAAAGCAGGACACUUAGCAGAUCUGCUUAAGUUUAUGUAUUUUGUGAAUUAAAAGCCUUUAGUAAUGUUUUCUUGCUUGUAUUUUGAAAACAAUGAUUUGGCCUAAGUCACCAUUUUACAAAAAAAAAAAAAAAAAAUAAGGACUUGCCUAUUAGAGCUGGGACUAUGGUAUGCAGAUCCCCUUCUGGCCCAGUAGCCUUGUGCCCAAACUAUGAUCUCAAAUCUUCUGAGCUCAUAUUGGUCUGAUCAGCCUCAGUUGUAGGCACUGUACUUUGACUCCAACAUAGUGAUGUCAUUUUGGUUCUCUUCAAGCACAAAGGACAAUAGCCAACAAAAGUUGCCAAAUCCUGGCUUCAGGGCUGCCAUAGCAGAGGUAGAAAAGAAAUAAGGAUUAGAAAUCUAUAGCUAUUCAAACUGGAGAAACCAUCUCAUCCAACCCAUUUUAUAGAUGAGGAAACUGAGGAACCAGGUAGAGAUUCAAUUCCUAUUCCAGUCUUUCCUGGAACAACUUCUUUACUCAUCAUCUUCUUGCUCCCCUUAAGUCCUGUUCCCUUCCUAAUAGAAAUGAUGAAUGCUUGGGCUUCCCAUCAUCCACGCUCAUUUUGAGUCUUUUCUCUUUAUCAUCGCUUUCCACCGAUUCCUCAGAGCUUUCGUUCCUAGCACCUUUUUGCUGAAUUUUCUAUGGAGUCUUGCCAAGGAUUCACUUCCCAGACUAUCUCAUUAGUAUUCGUAUAGACAUUCCAGGGGAAAUGUUUUUUGUUUGUUUGUUUUGUUUUGUUUUUUGACCCUGGAAAAUUUAGAUUACAGGGGCCAGAUGCAGCAGCUGAGGACGUUUAACCCCCUUACCCAAGGCUAUGAAGUUUCUUUAUUAAAGGCCCACAAAGCAAAGUUUUUGUUUUUACUAUAGUCCGGCCCUCCAACAGUCUGAGGGACAGUGAACUGGCCCCCUAUUUAAAAAGUUUGAGGACCCCUGAUUUAGAAUGAAGAACAUUGACUGGGAAAGAGAUCAUCCAGAGUUUGAGAGAGAAUGAAUGGGGUGAGGAGGGAAUCAGCUGAGAUCUUGGAAAAGGGACAGACUCACUAUUUUAUAGAAAUCUAGAAUAAACUAUUUUAUAGAAAUAACACCAAUUUAAUAGAAAUAACAUUUCUAAGACACAGCUCUAUCUGAAUAUCAUUUUCUGCCUGCUGGCUAAGAAUCCUGUCUUAUAGUCAUAUCAUUGAUAUGCACAUAGUAAAGCUGAUGAGCCUUUUAGUUAGCAUUGUGUAUGGUUCACCUUCCACCAUAGGUACCUGUAGACACCUUUCUGAUGCUGACCAUCCCAUCAGCAAGAGCACAGCACCCCGAGAGCCCAGAGGUCACCCUCUAUUCUAAAACUACUUUUUAAAAGCCAAGUCUUCUUUAGGACUCCAAUACAAUAAGUGGCUGUAGCUGUUUUUUUGUUUUGUUUUGUUUUGUUUUGUUUUUUCCCCUAGGACAGUCAACAAUUUGAAUUGUAUAACGAUAUAUCAGUCCAUUUACAAACCAGGUACAGUUUUCUAUGCUCCGGUACUGCAUCCUUCCUGAUGUCAGGUUUUUCCAAGCUUGUGCAUCAGUGUUGUCCGUGUGUCAUUUUAGGAGGAAGUGUUUGCUUUGCUUUUUCUUCACCCUUUUUCAAUACGUGGCUAAACCCUGCACACGUUCAUUCUGAAAAGCCUUAAAUCCUUGGGAUGUUCAACGUGGGGUGUGUGGUACAAAAGGCUGCCUGAAAACUGUGAGCCCUUUUGUAAGCUGGAAGCAUUUCUCUUGUAACUGUUACUUUUCUAGGAACUUUUUAAUUCCGAGCCGCCAAAGCAUUCCAGUAUGCAGUGCCUUAGUGUUCUCUUAGACGUACUUGCCACCAGCCUUUUCUUAGAGACAUUUCUCGACCUGAUUUUUACAAAUUGGCUCCAUUCACAAAACAAAUGAACAACAACAACAACAAAAAAAAAAUGAGCACCUGUUUUCUUUGUUUCCACAGGAAACUUUCCUGACUACUUGGUCUAAAACAUGAAAUUAUAUCCAAGUCAAUCCCAUCAUUACACUCUUAAAUGUAUAUACCAAAAUGAAAGGUUACAACUUCAUAGUUUUCCGUGAAAAGUACUUAUGAUGCUGCCUUUUAAAUUUCACGACCAAAUACUUAACUAUUUUUGAAUUUUCACUCUAGCAUGAAAGUGCCUUUGGUUUGCCGUUCCAGCUUAGAAAAGUGCUGCCAUAAUGAUGAUAAUUUGUAGAGAGACCAAAAAUAUUUAGAGAUCACCGUAAUGCCUUUGGUUUAUUGGAAUGAGGGGGAAAAAAACACAAAACUCUAGGCCUCCAUUUACAAGAGAGCACUGCGUAUGGUAACCUUGCCACCAGUCAUUGGAUAGUCCCGUCCACAACUUUCUAUUUUCCACCACUGUUUUACAGCCGUGAAAGAUCAGUCACUGGGAUGUUAAUGGAUCCAGAUUACCCAUGUACUCCCUUUUCAGCUCCUUGCCCAGUCUUGUGUCUGUGGAGCACGCUAGCCACAGAAAUCAUUUGUCAGUGGACAGAUGUUACAACUUUGGGUUCAUUCGAUCUCCUUUCUGUUGAACAUUUCAGUUCCUGUGAAGGCUUUCCUUUUUAUUCUAGUUCUAGUGUGCACUAUUUUGUUUACAAAGUUAGACUCUUUGGAAAUUUGGAAGCACCAGACCGAGAGAAAAGUACCGAACCAAAGUGAAUUAGGGUAAAUUAAAUCCAAACCAGCUUUUUAAAGCCUGGAAAUGUUGAUUCUUGAGUGUGAUGUCUGAAUGUGCUUUGAAAAAUCUCCCAAAGAGCACCAGUCACAACUCAGCAUUUUCAAGAAAUGUUUCAGUCCCAAGGAAGGCAACUCCUUAAAGUCAUUGUCUGCUUUUGUCACCUUUUGAGAUCUGGGCCAUACAUUAUAAAGAAAAUGAACGUGAGGGGUUGGGCUAGGGGACCAGGGAAAAACACCAGCCCAACCAAAAUCUGGAAGAGAGGUAUUUUUAUUAUAAACACAGUUUUAUAGUCGCUUGAUAAACUUUUGACAUUAUGUUGUCUGCUCCUGCGUGGUGUCUAUCAUAAGAAUACUCUUUCUAAAUUUGAAAUUUUAUUUUAUUUCACUUGAUUUCUGUGCCUCUCUUUCCUCACUCUCCCUCUAAUCCUUAUGCUAUGAAGAUUUACAAAUGAAAAUAAACCUAUCUGGAAUGCCACUAAAAUUCAGCCAUUUCUAUUCAAACACUACACAAGUUAGUUAGCUACUUGAAUUUUCAAACCAUGGAUCUUGGUACUGCACCCUGCCUUGAAAAAAAAAAAUGAAGCUCUAAUAAUACUUGUUUCUCCUCUCUUCCCCUCCCCUCUUUUUUUUUCCUAGCUUAGUUUCAUUUGGCAAUAGUUUUUAGCCUUUUUAAACCCAUUGCCUAUAUCUUUCAAAGUGAAACUUGUUUGAUUAAAGUUUAAUGCCAGUAGGCAGCUAGCAGAAGUCAACCCACCAUGAGAAGAGUUGAAAUGCUUGUAUUUAUUUUCUUUUCCUAACUCUUUGAAAGUAAUUGGUUUUCUUACUCCCUAUGAAGUUGUUUUUUUUUUUUUUUUUUUUUUUUUUGGAGUCUCUAUACUCUGAAGUGUUCUGAUUUUUUUUUUUGAAAUGAUGUUUAAUCUCUCUGUUGUUCCUUAUCAAUCAUUAUAGAUUCCAGUUUCAGACCUUUCUCAGGUUGACCUUUUUUUGUCUGCCUUUGAUUAUAAGAUUGUGCAUUCUUUCUUUUUCUUCCUUCUUCUUUGUUCUUCUUUCUCCUCCUCCUUUUUUCUUUUUUUUCUUCAUUCUCCUUCUUCAGGAAAGGAAGUUUUUAGUAUUCAAAUGCAAGCCAAUUGGAAGUCAGUCUCAGACUUUUCCAGUUUCAUAUUUGUAAUCUUCAUUGUGUCAGUUAGCUAUUGAAAGCCCUUGGUUGACAAAUGAUGUUUUUCCCUGUUACCUCCUUAAAAGACACAUUUUUUGGUGAGCCUUAUUACUUCAGGCUCAUGACCGCAGACAAACAAACAAACAAAUAAAUAAAAUAAAAUAAAAUACAGUACGUGCCUGAAAAAUGACAGAAGAAUUUUAUAACAGUUGAAAAAAAAAAACCUGAAUAGCCUUUAAUUCUUUACUAUCCGUACAUUUUACGUAAACCCGUUUUGCCAUGUACAUCUGUUCACGUUGUAAAUGACUUAAUGGAAUUCUCACUUUAUGUUUAUUCGUGUAAUGUGUAUAAAAAUGGGUUUGUGACUUAAGCAUAUUCAUAUAUGGUCAGUGGUUACUUUAUGAUUGUACUGCUGCUGGUGACUUGAUGUGGAAACUGCCUUUUGAUAAAGCAUUUCCUUUUUGUUAGAUUGGGUGGGUGGGGACCCUGUUGGGGGAGGGAGGGAAGGAGGGCAAAGAAAAUCUCACAUUUCUUUAACCUAAUUGCAGAAAUUUCCAAAAGAAGUUCACUUCAAUCUCUUGGCAGUACAGUAUUCUUGUAUUUGUUAUUGUCUGUGUGUAGGUACUGGUACCUUUUUUGUUUCAAAAUGUUUUUAAGUGUUGGCUUUAAAGUGAAUUUAUCUUUAGUAUGAUAGUAAUAUGAAAAUUAUAGGGUUUGUGUGCAGAGAAUUUUUUUAUAAAGUGCUUUGUAAAAAAAAAAAAAAUGUAUUCUAGCUUUCGCGGUACAUGUGUGAUAACUUUAAUAUCCAUGCCAGUUAAGUGCAAUUAUUUCAUCACUCUAAAAAUGCUAUUUUUGUGUCAGUUACUGCAGGUGUUUUCAUGUCUUUGCAAAGUGACACAUUUUGAUGCCUUCUUGAGGAAGUGGUAGACUUUUUGUAGCUUUCUAGAAACUUUGUAUUCAUACCGUAUCGAUUGAAAAUAAAGAAAAUCAAAGUGUGGGUCAA
Molecule: messenger RNA, 10867 nt
Organism: Antechinus flavipes (yellow-footed antechinus)
Lineage: Eukaryota; Metazoa; Chordata; Mammalia; Dasyuromorphia; Dasyuridae
Gene: TEAD1
Product: TEA domain transcription factor 1
Exons: 14
Coding region: 912-2201 (429 amino acids)
Biological process (GO): embryonic organ development; hippo signaling; regulation of transcription by RNA polymerase II
Cellular component (GO): transcription regulator complex
Molecular function (GO): DNA-binding transcription factor activity, RNA polymerase II-specific; RNA polymerase II cis-regulatory region sequence-specific DNA binding
Source: RefSeq, a predicted model, not a curated record